Messenger RNA from Cucumis melo (muskmelon), 2436 nucleotides. RefSeq lists its product as uncharacterized. The transcript is spliced from 4 exons. Bases 1115 to 2260 code for a protein of 381 amino acids. NCBI's taxonomy places the organism in Eukaryota, Viridiplantae, Streptophyta, Magnoliopsida, Cucurbitales, Cucurbitaceae. The record is from RefSeq and is a predicted model, not a curated record.
AUCACAGAGAAUUGGGAAGCAUCCAAUGGAAAUGGAGCACGUCAGACAACAAAGCAUGCUUUUAUAGAUUGUUUGCUUAACCUGGCAUGGGUGUCUCGCUUCUUUAGCCCACUCCUCUAGUUUGAACGCGCUCAUUGGUGCAGAAGCCGACUCAUAUUCGUAUUGAUGUUUUCUUAGGUUGUAUGUACUUCCAUGCCCAAAUUAGUACAAAGAAUAUCAAGCAUGAUUACAUAUGUUAAUGAGACUAUUCAUAAGAUGGAUUCUCUCUCGCUUUGGAUAUGUGCAAUGUUGGUGUAGUGUCAAGAUGUAUAAUUUUGGAUCUUUAUAAGAGUCAGAUAUAUGUUUGUGGUGUUAUGAACUUCUGCUUCAAAUGGCUGGACAGUAAUUGCAAAAAUUGAGGGCAAUAUAUUUCCAUUUAACCGAUUGUGACACUUGAAACUUAUAUUGUUUCUGACAUCGUAAUUAAACACUCCAACAGGUUUUAUCCAACACGCAAACUUUGAUGGCGAUUGAGUAUCACGACGACAGCAACGAGAGUGAGACUCAUUGCACGUUCACCUUGAAUGAUGAUUGAUGGAUCUUAACCGUACGAUCUCGAGACUUUUGUUUAUACUAAGACUCGGGUGCAGGAUAAAGCAUUGGACCCUGCAGCAGAAUAGCAGAGCCCAGAAGUGCCAGCAACAGCAAACAAACCUUCUUAUUAUGAAUAUUGUUCAAUUUGAAGAAGGCAUUCACUUCCUCUGCAGCAAAAAGCAAUAAUGGGCUGCACGAAAUAGUGCUCCCUUUUCUUCACUCUACUCUCUGUUUCUUUCUUUCUUCUGCUCCUUUACUGUCAUUUGCCUACAAAAACGUGAUAUUUACGUCUCUCUUCCUCUAAAAAAGUUGUCUUUCUUUUGUUCUCAAAGUCAAAACUUUCUCAUUCUCUGUUUUUCUUCUUCUUUUCCCUUUACCCUUUUUCAGCUGUGAACGCAUUCUGACCAAGUCUCCUUUUUUUCUUUCUUUCCAUGAAUCCCAGUUGAAAAUCAGGCUAAUAUUUUCUUUUCCCCUGUUCUUGAAAGGCGGUUUGUCUCUUUUCUCAAGACAAUUUAGUUUGUUCAUCAAGGAAGCCGUGGCCAUGAGGGAGAGAGGCAAAGCUUUGGAAGUUUACAGCAACGACAUGGAUUUCUAUUCCUCUGCUUCGGAAUUUCCAUGUAAGAAACACCCUUCUUCUUCCUCUGUUGGUAUUUGUGCUGAUUGUUUGAAAGAUCGGUUGAUCAAGCUGGUUUGUUCUGACUGUGGAGAGCAGAGGCUCUCCUCUUGCUCUUGCUCUGAGAUCUCAUCGAAUCGAAAUUCUUGUACUGUUGAAGUGGGAAGUGUUGGAAGAGUUUCGUUUUUGAUUGAGAAUGAGAGGAACGGUGUUUCGUUGUUGGGUCCGAUUAAGCCCAAGUUGGAGAAAAGGGAGGAGGUUGUUCUUCUGGAGAGAAGUAGUAGUAGUUGUGUGGAGAUUAAGAAGAGUGGGUUUUGGAGGAUUGGGAAAUUUUUCAGGAAGAAGAGGGAGAAAGGAUGUGAGAGAUCAAGCGUUUGUGGGUUCGAUGAAAAGAGUGAUAUUUGUAUGGUUGAUUACAUGGGUGUGUCGAGGUCGAGAUCUCUCUGUAGUUUUCGUGGUAAUGGGUUUUUUGGGUCAGAGGACGGCGGAGACAUGGUGGUUUCCGGUGGCCGUAGCUCGAUUUCAGGUGCUAGAACUUCGAGUGUUAAUGGAGGACUAGUCUGUGAUUCCGCUAGAAGAAGUGGAUUCAGUGAAACAGAGCCGAGAAAAAGUGGUUUCGAGAGCGAUCAUAGAGAAUGUGGGAAUUAUGAUAGCGAUCAUAAUGGAUUUAGUUUAGCCAAUAGGCGAGUUUUUUCUUUGAAAGAAAGUGAUUUCAAUGGGAUGGAUGAAUCAGGGUUCAUAGAUUUCAAGUUGGAUUUCACAUCAGAAUCAAAACCAGAUAUCUUCGUUCCUAAAAUGGGUUUGGGUCUUCUCUCAAACCCCAACUCUGCGUUUGGGAGCACCAGAGCUCUCGACAUGGCGGCACAUGAAUGCAGCAGAGGACUUUACGGUGGUGCCGCCGGCGAGGGAAUCAUUGGCAGCGGUGGAGGUUCAUGUAGGAUAACAGUAAGUGAUAGAGGGAUAAAGAAGGGGAGGAAAAGCUUGAAAGCAUGGAAAUGGAUAUUCAAACAUCCACCAAACUGGGCAAAUGCAAGUGGAAGGAAGAAAGAAGAAGAAUUAAUGUCUAAAACAUGAAUUUAAUAAAGAAGAACAAACAGAAUUAUAAGAAGAAGAAAAAAAUAGUUUUCUUUCUUUCUUUUUUUUCUAUUUCUCUUUCUUGUUCUUUGUUGUGUAGGAUUAGUACAAAUAUUGAUGUGUAUUUUUGUGGCAUGUUUCCGAAUAUAGUUGGUAAUUGUUUUACAACUUUUAAA